Molecule: messenger RNA, 4171 nt
Organism: Motacilla alba alba
Lineage: Eukaryota; Metazoa; Chordata; Aves; Passeriformes; Motacillidae
Gene: MOK
Product: MOK protein kinase
Biological process (GO): protein phosphorylation; intracellular signal transduction
Cellular component (GO): nucleus; cytoplasm
Molecular function (GO): ATP binding; protein serine/threonine kinase activity
Source: RefSeq, a predicted model, not a curated record
AUGUACACAACUCAGUGCUUUAGUAUAGAACAAGUGAAUAAUCUGAGGUAAAUACAAGCACUGAGGAGGCUGACUCCACAUCCUACUAUCUUUAUUUUGCACCAGAACACCCUGAAGUUAAGAGAAUUUGGAUCUUGUAGGAGUAUCCAUUCUCAGCAGGCACACAGUACCUCCCCACGCUGGUGCUGAGCACCUGAAUGUUUGCUUACAAAAGGGCUCUAGAGUUACAAAAUUGGCAUGUGGAGUCCUGGCUGUGUUUUCUAUAAAAUCACAAGUUUCCAGCCUCUUUUUCUUGGAUAUAAUGAGCUGGACCACAUCUCAAAAAUCCAUGAAGUGAUAGGCAGUCCUGGUAACAAAACUCCAAAAGUUCAAGCAGCAACUUUAAAGAAAGGAAAAGGGAAGUCUUCUCUUGUGCACAAAUUGCCUUUUAAAAGUUUCUGUUUCCUUUGUGCAAUGAUAAAAUAUGACCCCAAUGAGAGAACUGCUGCCCAUCAAACCUUACAGCACCCUUAUUGUCAAGAACUCUGGCAAGCGACUUCAAAUCACUUCAAUUUAAAAAAAACCCAACAACAACAUGGGCCUCUGCUGGGAGAGUUACCAAAAUUAAAUUUUUCUGGAGUAGCCAAAUUGAUUUCCUUUCCUACUCCUACAUUGCAUUCAGUUUUCUGGAAACCUAAGGAAGGUGGUGGAACCCCUGUGUUCCAGUCUGUCAGAUUUGCUGGAUCAAAUAUUGAGAUGUAGACUCUCACUUGCCCACUGAAACAUUUGAAACUUCUGUUGUUUCUUCAACAGUCUGAGAAACAGAAGGCACUUCAGUCUUCCCUGAAACAUUUCCAUUUGUCUUCUACAGAAGGAAUAGAAGUGAGGAAAAGCCUGGCUAUGCAGUGAAGAGACCCAGUCAUGCUUCUGUUGUUAGAGAUCUAACAAGAACAGCAGUGCCUGAUUUUGUCUUGCUCUGACAAUUUGUAGGAAAACCCCACAAGGUUUGAGGGCUGUUUUCCUACCAUUUUGAUAUUAUGUUCCUGAAGGGGGUCAAUAUUUAAUUAAAGCAUUGUUCUGGCAGAGCACAGAGAGUGUUCUGCAUUGAACUUCCUCAGUACUUGUUCCUUUUAGAACCUGGUGGAGGAGGAGGUUGGUUAAAAAUAACAUGAAAGGAUUCUUUGAGUUCAAGUAUUAGGAAUGGAAUGUUAUCUACAGAAUUUAAGUUUUCAAAUUGUAUUACAAAUGACAGCUAGCUGCUGUAUUUUUUUAUUUUUUUUUUUUUUUUUUUUAGAUUUAAAGAUUUAAAAGUUUGGGGGUUUUUUCAGUUAGCUCUGGAAUUUAUUCCUCUCCUGUACUCAGUAACUUCCACCUCAGGUUUUACUGAGAAUGUGCAAAUUGUGCAAUCGUACGAGAUACUCGAUUUUGAUGCAGUUUCUGUAAGUGCUGAACAUUUUUAUGUAACUAUAAUCUAAUUCAAAGCUAAACCAACUUUUUAGCCAAUUCAAAAGCAAGUAAAACUUAGUCAUACUUAGCUCCAAGCCAUUGAUCUUAACAUUAAUCCAAAGUCUUAACAGGGACUGAUAUUGCAGCCAGUUGCUUAAAAGAGCAGUAAAAGCUUGUAGCAGAUCAUGCUUUAGAAAUCUGGCACACAGAUCACCAACAACAAUUUAACAGAAUAUUUCCUAUUAUUAAAUAAGGUAAGAGUUAAAAGGCAACAUUCUUAUCUUACUACGAAAGAAUCUUUAUUCCAAAUUGAUACCAUUGAUUUUAAAAUUCCUCAGAUCUAAAAACUUGCAUUAAAUAAUUUACAAUACUUAAAUUUGUUUAUGUGUCAGAGAACAUUUUGUUAUUUACAAAACUAAAGUCUGUGCAAGUCAUACUUGGCUAGGGGUUAAAAAUCUUCUGCCUACCAAGUGUACAUGCAAGACAGGUUUGGCAAAUAACUUUUUUGGAGGUUUUAAUAGUUAUAAAAGUUACUCUGCUCAUAAUUGGGAAGUGAUCAUAAUUUUUUUUCCUUAACCGAACACUGGGCUCUGGUGCUGCUGUUCAAAAACCCAGCCAUGAGCAGGAGGCAAAGGACAUUUUGUGUGAGAGGUACUGCUGCAGGGAGGCACUGAGGAAAAUGGGGCACUGGGGAGGAGCACAUCACAUCCAAGUCACUUAGCCAAACCUUAGGCAUCAAUCUGAGAUUGGUGCUCUAGAUCCAGACUAUUUAUUCUAACCAAUUAAGAUACACAAUGCAGUAAAACACAGGUUAAUAUAAAGAUCUUGUACAAGUAAAAAUUAAGCCUGUUAUGUUCUCAGCUCUCCUUCUGAGACUCCACAGGGCUGUGCAUUUGUGAAAAUAAUUAUUCUUCUUACUCAUUUGAGCUCUUCCAGUAAGCAGGUUUUUUGCUGUGGUUUGUUGAUUGUUUUUGUAAGAAGAGGCAUCUCAGCACUUGUAGGGUUCUGUUGUGACUGGAUUAGAUCCUAAUCCUUGUUCAGAUCAACUUUGGACAACUUUGAGCAUGCCCAAAUUCCACAUUGUAGCCUGUGUGGACGAGCUCAUGAGACUCAAGUUCUUUAUGAAUCCUUUUGACAUCUACUGCUUAAAAGCACUUGUCUAACUAAUGUUUGUCUUCAUGUUUAGAAGAUGGCAUUAUUGUCACAUACCAUACUGAGGAUCAAUGUGGCAUUUGUAAGGAGAUUCUUGAAAAUAUGAAAAUAGGCACAGGGUAAAUGUGGUGCAGACUGUGGGAGUAUUUGAUAUUGAUUUAAAUUUGACUGAGUUAAAUAUUGUGCGCCUGCAUCAUGUACCAUUGCUCAAUUUAUGUCAUUUCUUCAUAGCAAAUUUUCAGAAUCUCAAUAGCAAGAAUGGAAAAACAUCCCAGCCUUGGCAAGAAUUUGUAUAGAAUAAGACUAAAGCACUUGAACAAGGCUUUGCUGCUACUUGCACUAGGUGUGCCAAAGGAAGAGCAGAUUUCUCUUACUAGGACUGAACAAAUACAUGAGCUGAGCUUUAGUGGAGGAAGCGCUUUACACCAGUAGAGUGAGAACACUGUAACAAAGGGAAACAGCAGAACACAAUGGUACAGCUCACUGCUCCUUGUCAUUUUAUUGAAACUCCUACUGCAUGGAUGCUGCUUUCCUCCAGUUGCAAGCAAAAAGUGUUCUCCUGAACACAGUAUCCAAAGUGCAAUGAAGGUAUGUAAAACCACAGUGACUGGCUGAGGUUUCCUGCUCUGUUACAUUUCAGUGAAUCAUCUCCCCACAUCUGUAUGCUUUCAUGUUAGCAGCUCAUACUGAUAGAACAGAGAACUUCAACAAUAAGGCAAUACAUUAUUUGUCUGAAUACUUACCAUAGAGAUUUUUUUAUAGAUAGACAGAUAGAUAGAUAGAUAAUUGAAAGGUACGAUGCUACACUUGAAAAAUGAAAUUAAUGACUGAAGUUUUCUAGGCAGGCAACACAGUGCAACAGUAAUUUCUAAGUUCUUACCUUUGGAACGCUGAGCAAGAGGUGCCUUGAGCUUAUCCAGUGUUUUUUUCCAGAGAGGAAGAUGGUGAGUUGCUUAGUGCUGAUAUAUUUGGAGUUGAGCAUAAUGAGUAGCAUUAAAAUUGAUGGUCUAAAAAUAGGUAACUAACUGGAUCCAAGGGAGCUUACUCUCCACUGUUGUUAAUUUUUUAACAAAAAAGAGGACAAAUCCUACUACCCACAUUUGAUGGAUUGUUCUGACUCAGAUCUCCCUUUCCUAGCACUAUACAGGAGGUCAAAGCUCAGAUUAUCAAAACUGUAUUCCUGAUGGAGAUAUAUUUAUUGUAUUUGUUGCUUGCUGUAAUCAGUUUCUGGAAGCCUCAAAUCACAGAAGCUGAAGUUUAAGUAUUAUGACUGAAAAAUAUAAAAUUCCAUCAAACUGUGUUUGCACAAAGUGCCGUUCUGAUUUCAAAACUGUUAUUGCCACUGUUUGCUUCCCUCGUUCAUGUCAGGUAGGUGAUUAUUCAUACACCAGGAAAAAGAUGAAGUUAGAAUUUUUUUAAGUUUUAACCUGGAAAAAAGGGCUACCAGAAUAACAUCUUGUGUAUUGUCACAUUCUGUCCAGCUGUUGUAAUGAGAACGGCAAUUUCAUGUUCGACAGAUCAUUUCUGCUAUAAAAUUGCAAAUCUGAAGUAAAGAACCAUAUUGGAAUUUUUCUUCUUUUUUUUUUUUUUUAUA